UCUAGGUUGGUCUGGCCCAGUGUCUCUCUCUCGCAGUUUGCUCUCAGGUCCUCUCUGUGUGACUGUGUCUUCGUCUCGAGUCUCGACUCUCUCUCGGAGCUCUCUCUCGCUCGCUCUCUCUGUGUCUCUGGUUCUGGCGUGCUUUCUCUGCAAGGCUUGGUGAUCACUUAUCGAAGGUCAUCAAAAGUCUCUUUUUUUAAGAAACAGCGAAGGUCGAUUUGUAGUAGAGUUAGAGAACCAAGCAAAUCUAUAGUGGAAAUGGCAAGCUAUCUGUGGAGGAAAUACGCAGAUUAUUUGUACACAAAGUGGGAAAAAACCCUUCUCUGGGACAUGAUCGAUCCGUACAGGCGACCCAAAUCGUUUAAACCUCUUGUUACAAUCUAUAUUGCUGCUUUCUACACUGGAGUAAUUGGUUCUGCUAUCACUGAACAACUCUACAAGGAGAAGUAUUGGGAAGAUCACCCUGGGGAAGCCGUCCCUCUAAUGAGGCCAAAGUUCUAUUAUGGACCUUGGAAGGUACUGAAAGGAGAUGUCCUUCCCCCUAAUCAGUGAAAGGCCCAACUCCAAUUGGAGAACGGUGUUAGAGUUUCUAGCGUUGCACUUUUCUUUUAUUGUAGAAACGGGUUGGAGCUUUGAAGAGCAGGAAUGUUCUUUGGAUGAAGUCAAGAGAUUCUUCUUCAAUACUUCUAAUUUUUAUGGGCUACUGUUAUUAUAUCAAUGGGGCUAGUUUACAUGAUUUUCUUGGAUCCAUUUCUAGUCACUAACUUGUAACUAGGUCUUUUUAUUGUAUACUUCAUGUGUACUUGAGUUAUGCUGACCAUUCAUGAAGCAUGACUCAUGAUUUACUAGAGCCACAAAUGUAUUACACAAAAAUAAUUUUACAAAUUGACAUAAUUUUAUCUGAUUCGUUAAAUCUACUUUUUAAUAAAAAUAAUUUUAUAUUCUGAUAAGUUACAUCAAGUCAUAUUAAUUUGUGAAAUUAUUUUGUAUAAUCCAUUUGUGGCUAGAGUACUUUCCUUGUUAUUAUUCUCACUUUUGCCACAUAUUCUGAGAUGCUGGUUGCAACCAAGUAACAAUCUCAACAUGUUACCAAUUCCAAUGUAUUUGAAAAGUGCUACUUAUCAUUUCAACACUAUACACUAAUAUAUAAUUUGUUAUUUUUGUUCUUCUA
Carya illinoinensis is the source of this 1171-nucleotide messenger RNA. RefSeq lists its product as uncharacterized. The record is from RefSeq and is a predicted model, not a curated record. The transcript has 3 exons. NCBI's taxonomy places the organism in Eukaryota, Viridiplantae, Streptophyta, Magnoliopsida, Fagales, Juglandaceae. The coding region runs from base 259 to 552 and encodes 97 amino acids.